AACUCUCAUCCUGAAUCUACCAGAAUCUCUCCAUCGAGAAUAUUCAGAAAAAUGAACUUCGUAGUGUUCGGGGUUAUCCUGAUAUGUUGUCAUGCCUGGGCCAUUGAGAUAGACGAUAAUUUUGCAGCUAUACUGUUCGACGGAUUUAAAAUAAAUUUGGAAAAUUUCUUCGAAAAGUUCAAGUCCUCACUGCAAAAUGGAACUAAUGGAUUCAAAAUAUACGGAAUUCCGAUUCAUGAUCCGUUCAUUGCGAACAGACUGCCCAUCAAAUAUAAUUUAUCUACUUUUAUGGGUAACAUAGACCUCGAGGGAUUUCUUGAAAACUUUAACGUGAGUGGUUUGACCUCGUAUAAUGUCAACAGCGCUAAAUUCAAACCAUUUAGUUUAAAUGCCUACAUAGAUGUAAACUGGCCGUGGUUAACGGUCGCGAGUACUAAUUACUCCUUGAAAGGCAACGCCCUUAACUACGAUAUUUAUGGAGAUGGAGAUAUAAAUGGAACCCUGUAUAACUUCAGAACUAUCAUGAAUGUUGAUUUCAACCUGAAGGACCGGCAUAUGCAAGUUCAAACUAUAGCAACAAAGAUUUUCUUGGAAGCAUUGGACUUUAACGUAACGGGCUUAUACAACAAUGAGGACAUGUCCGAGACAUUCAGCAAGACGCUCUCCGAUGUUACACCUAAGCUCAUCGUCGCGAACCAAAAGAUGAUUGAGUAUAUUAUUAAUAACAUUGCCACGCGGAUUUUCAACAAAUUUCUGUCAACUAUAACAUUUCUAGACUUAUUGAAAGCAAUAGGUUAAUAAUACUUUUCUAUCAUGAUGGCGCCACGCUAUCGUUCAAUCAAUCAUUUCUACAACGAUCGAUCCCAGUUGAACGAUA
This is a messenger RNA of Trachymyrmex cornetzi, 877 nucleotides long. RefSeq lists its product as uncharacterized. The transcript has 6 exons. The record is from RefSeq and is a predicted model, not a curated record. Bases 52 to 798 code for a protein of 248 amino acids. Lineage: Eukaryota; Metazoa; Arthropoda; Insecta; Hymenoptera; Formicidae.